AUGUCAUCAAGCACUGGAGGCACACGGCCUGUGCCGGACGGCUCGAGCUCGAACAUACCCGCCAGGCCAUUCCCCAUCUAUUGGUCCCAGUUCCCAUCCAUAAAGAUCGUCCGCCAGCCGAAGGGAAGGUACUCUCCUCAAGUGGACGAACGAUGCGUCACAUAUUGCUCGCAGACGGUACGCGGACGGGCGGAGCAGCGCGAGCCCUCCUGCCGGACGAUCUGUAUCCGCCACGUCUUCGCACACGAGGUCUCCCGAGUCAUCGCAGCGCACGACGGACAAAGAUCCACCGCAACAAUCAAGUAUCCCCUCCCGCCAGAAGGCCAGCACGCACCCGGAGUCAUAGACCUCAUCACAGGCGAGACGCCCGAGCACGACGGGCACGGUGCGCACAGAGAGGAGAAGCACUGGGACGAAGGGUACUAUUUGUGGUUCAGCAAGAGUCGAUGGGCGGCGCAGGAGAGGAUUGAUUUGAUGAUGAAUGAUUUGGAGCGGCAGACUGAGUGGGAGCGGUAUAAGCAGCGGAUGACUGAGGAGUGGGAACACCAGCAGCAGCGACAGAGGAGCUUCAAGGGAGUUCAGCCACCGUCGCCGACGCCUGCUAUCGCUGAGGAGGCCCUGCAUCCGGAGUUAACAAAGCCGAGUAUACAAGAGCCAAUCCAGCCUCCAUCGGUCCCCGCACGACGACCGUUCCCGGAUCUCGCUGGCCAAUCCCUCUUGCUGCCCUUGCCCCCGCAAAUCCCGCCCAUCCACGAGCAGAUACGCACCCUGCUCGCGCCGACACACCGAGCGCUCGAGCUCACCCACGAGAGCCUGCACACCGGCGCGCAGUGGACGUUCGCACAGCGCAUGUGGGACAAGGCCUUCACCGAGGAACCGUUCGUCCUCGCGCGCACCGUCUGCUCGCGCAUGUGGGAAAAGUGGAAGAAGGGCCCACCGUCGGACGACGAGUCGAUGUAG
Laetiporus sulphureus 93-53 is the source of this 960-nucleotide messenger RNA. RefSeq lists its product as uncharacterized. NCBI's taxonomy places the organism in Eukaryota, Fungi, Basidiomycota, Agaricomycetes, Polyporales, Laetiporaceae. The transcript has 3 exons. The coding region runs from base 1 to 960 and encodes 319 amino acids. The record is from RefSeq and is a predicted model, not a curated record.